Molecule: messenger RNA, 1598 nt
Organism: Ctenopharyngodon idella (grass carp)
Lineage: Eukaryota; Metazoa; Chordata; Actinopteri; Cypriniformes; Xenocyprididae
Gene: cd63
Product: CD63 molecule
Exons: 8
Coding region: 355-1065 (236 amino acids)
Cellular component (GO): membrane
Source: RefSeq, a predicted model, not a curated record
GUGAGCGCACCUUUAAAAUGUGAGGCUUGUAAUGUUGUUAACACCUGUUAACCAUUAUAAACAAUUUUAGGUGUUUUUGGCAAUUUACAUGUGACCGACACGCUUAUUCGAGUAAACGUGAAUUUAUUUUAUUUAUAUAGGCUUAUAUUUUGUUGUUACGAGGCUCAGCCUCUUGCAGUAAGGGGUGGGGUGCAGUCAGUUAGUUAUAGGAGGGAUCACAUUCACACCGUACACUCAUCGACUUCUCAUAUCCGCGUACUGUUGCUUGGAUAGACAGCAUCCAAUUUUUCACUCUACAGGUUUUCUGUACACUAGACUGACCAUUUCAACCCGAGGGUUUAAUCGAAUAGCACCAUGGCUGUAGAAGGAGGAGCAAAAUGUGUCAAAUACCUUCUCUUUUUCUUUAACUUCAUCUUCUGGCUGUGUGGCCUGGCCUUAAUAGUUCUGGGGAUAUUGGUUCAAGUUGCUAUUCACAACACGGCCAUCAUCAAAGGAUACACUGGCAUUCCUCUAGUGCUGAUAAUAGUAGGAGUCAUCAUCUUCUUCAUCGCAUUCUUUGGCUGCUGUGGCGCCUGGAAGGAGAAUCAGUGCAUGGUCACCAUGUUUGCUGUUCUUCUCUCUCUCAUCGUCAUCACUGAAAUUGGAGCCGCCAUCGCUGGAUAUGUCUUCCGUGGGAAAGUGAAUGAUCAUCUGAAGGAACGCUUUGAGGUCAUGAUCGCAGAAUACAACAAAACAGAAAACCAUGAAGCCCUCGAUUCUCUCCAGAAGGAGCUCAAGUGCUGUGGAAGAAACUCCUCUAGUGAUUGGGUGAACUUCAGCCCCGGUCACAAGUCCGUCCCAGACUCCUGCUGUAAAAAUAUCACUAAGGACUGUGGUAUUGGAGCUUUGGGAGAUGACAAAAUAAUCUACACAGAAGGAUGUCAACACGCUUUUGAGAAAUAUAUAAACCAGCAUAUUUUGUGGCUUGCUGUGGGAGCUCUGGUCAUCGCGUUUGUGCAGAUCACGGGCAUUGUGUUGGCCUGCAUCCUUAUGCGAGCCAUCCGCAGCGGCUAUGAGGUCAUGUGAUCACAUCCAGUCACAGCACAUCGCUUAAAGCUCUUAGAGACUGUUCAGGAGGUUUUUUUUUUUUUUUUUUUUUUUUAAAACCAUUAUAUAAAUGCUAAUUAUUUCCCCCCUUGCUGUGUAAGUUGGCAAUACUCAUUUUCUCUGAGAAUGAAAUAACUAUAUCUGUUUCUAUGACAAAUCCAGUAGAUUAGUCUACUGUUAAGUCUCUGAUUUAUGCUUACGUAUUCUGUCUUUAGACAUUGUUUUAAAUUUGUCCUUUACUGCUUUGUUGACAUUUCUUUGGGUUACAGAACAACAAUCAAUGAAUUACAGAUAUGACAAAUUUUAUACUUUUAAAGAACAUUCAUGUCAAAUAAAAGAAUGAAAUGUUCUAAACAAGUUUGUCCCAUUUAAGUUAAUUUAAUUAUAUUUUGAGUUACUACUUAUGUUUGUUACUACUGUAGUUGGUGAAUCAGUGCCAGCUUGAUGAGGGAUGCAAACAGAGACCAUUAAGUUUGAAGUCUUUUAAUAAAAGUUCUGAUCUUUUCACACUG